Amyelois transitella is the source of this 714-nucleotide messenger RNA. RefSeq names its product trypsin 5G1-like. Lineage: Eukaryota; Metazoa; Arthropoda; Insecta; Lepidoptera; Pyralidae. The transcript has 5 exons. Bases 1 to 714 code for a protein of 237 amino acids. The record is from RefSeq and is a predicted model, not a curated record. Gene Ontology annotation, biological process: proteolysis. Gene Ontology annotation, molecular function: serine-type endopeptidase activity.
AUGUUUGUAAUAAGAGCUAUUGGUAAAACGUUGGGUUUUAACAGAGCAGAUUCUUUUGACCAAGAACUUGAAUUUAAAGAUAGCGAUGAAAUCGUGGGUGGUGAAGUGGUUGAUAUAACACAGUUUCCAUUUCAAGCGAGUUUGACAUUGAUAGACAUGCCCUGGACCACAUUGUAUAAAGUGAGAGUUGGUAGUUCAAAUCAGUCCAAAGGUGGACAAGUUCAUAAUAUCGCAAAAAUUAUACGUCAUCCGCAUUAUAAUGUAUCACAAUUUGAUAAUGACGUAGCAAUAUUGAAAUUGACUGAAAAAAUUGCACUCAAUGGUGUUACAGCAAAACCUGUGCAGUUGGCGAGUUCUGACAGUGUAUUAAAACCGGGCGAUAAUAUAAUAGUCACUGGAUGGGGAACUACUGAAAAUAACACGUCGUCGGAGUUGCUUAGAGCGGUCACCGUGCCAGUAACUACAAGAGAAUCUUGUGCAAAAGCAUAUAGAGAUACAACACCUAUUACUGAUCGUAUGGUAUGCGCAGGACUAAAUCAAGGUGGCAAGGAUGCCUGUCAAGGCGAUUCAGGUGGGCCAGCUGUAGAUGAAAAGAGUCUAACACAAUAUGGUAUUGUCUCAUUUGGCGAAGGAUGUGCGUUGCCAGACUACCCAGGAGUAUACGCUUACAUUCCUCCUCUGAGAGACUGGAUUAAAGAAGUUACUGGAAUUUAA